This is a messenger RNA of Myxocyprinus asiaticus (Chinese sucker), 1359 nucleotides long. RefSeq lists its product as uncharacterized. Bases 134 to 958 code for a protein of 274 amino acids. The record is from RefSeq and is a predicted model, not a curated record. The transcript is spliced from 2 exons. NCBI's taxonomy places the organism in Eukaryota, Metazoa, Chordata, Actinopteri, Cypriniformes, Catostomidae.
GCCCAGGCAGGUGUCACUCACCCUGGCUUAAUACACUGACACACUACCCUUCAUACUUACCUGUUGUAUCAGCACAUCCAGGGGCCUGGGGGCAAGUUGACCAUGCCCAGGCAGGUGUCACACACCCCGGCUUAUGACACUGUCACUGUCCCCGUCACACUUACCUGCUGUUGAAGCACCUUCGAACUCUCCAGCCCAGGUGGCCCGUGGUCCGGAGAUAGGAUCCCGUGAAAAACCGAUUCUUCCGCCGGCCAUAUCUCCCGAAGGGGACCACCUAUGGGCUCUGGGUUGGUCUCGUUGGAAAGUCCGCAGCAAGACCUUUCCAACGAGCCCGGCCACACGUUCCUGGGUGGUUCCUUCCCGGAUACAGCGGCUCUGGACCGCCCGACGUCCCACGGACGUUUCUCCCGGACCGGACACAGCACAGACUCCGGGUUGGUCGCGUUCGAACCGGCCUUCUGAGUCCUUUCAGACGAGCCAACCCCCACCUCCCUACUCCGUUGUCGCGCGGAGCGGCGGCCGCUCCAGCCUUCAGGUGGACGUGACGGAUUACGUUUGGGGCUCUACCUCCCGAACCGGACCGACCCCGGACCCCGUUACAGGCUCAUCCGACGCGGCUCGAAGGGACCCUUCGAUUGAGCCCUGGACCGUCUCUGUAGUCCUCCGGGUCUCAGAGAUACGGGCCUUGGAUUACACCCUCUCCGGAAAACGACUCUUUCGACGGCCGUAUCUCCGGAACGGAGAGGCCCCGGGACACCAAAUUCGGGGCCCUUACACAUCUCGACGAGCCCUUUCCAACGACACCGGCCCCGACCCUCUAGCCCCUCGGGGGCCCGAGAUAGCAUUUUGCACAUUUGAGCCUCUAGCUCCAGAACCGGAAGUGCCACCGGGUAGAGACCGGCCUCAUUCGAAAGGCACGCCCGAGACCUUUCCAACGAGCCCGGCCUCGUCUCUCUAGCCCACCGGGUCCCCGAGAUAUCGUACGACGCGACCUCCGCGUCCAAAGGGCUGUCGCCCGUGUCAACAUGGCCGUCCAAGUUGGCCGCAAUUAAACAUUGUUUCAACGGCGUAUAUCCUAACCUUAACCAGGACGCUCAUACUGACGCCGGGAAAGCUCGUACCUUCGACGGACAUCGCAGCGGCGGCCCGGCCAUUCGACGCCUGCUCGACGUCACACACGGUUUCGCACGACUUCAGCGGGCGCAGAGGGACAGGCUGAGUCGCUACAUGUGCCACCACCCGGACACGGCUGCGCAGUUCUACGUCGCAGACCAGACGGCCAAGGAGGCAUGCAAGGCCCGAAAACAUGCCCUAAAAGCACUUGGAAUAAAGCCUUAAACACCGUUCAAUGUUAUAAAU